Dentiscutata heterogama is the source of this 181-nucleotide messenger RNA. The record is from the annotation of a GenBank genome assembly. Lineage: Eukaryota; Fungi; Glomeromycota; Glomeromycetes; Diversisporales; Gigasporaceae.
CUAUUGUAUUUCGUUGGCCUACUGCAUUUUUCGCAAUAGUAUUAGUAUUAUCAAAUUGUUGUAGUAAAAUUACUGAUGAAAUGGAUGAGGAUGAAGCUACCAUGGAUGUAGAUGCUCUGUUGGAGUUGGUGUUUACUAUAAAGUUACAUUGUGUACGAAUUGUGCUAGAAACUGUAGUUAA